AACUUUUUAAGAAAAGAACGAGCACGAAGCUCGUUCGAAUUUACUUCUAGAAACUUUGCAAUUUUUCUUGUGUAAAGACGAUCGAGGGUGGUUUGAGGUUAAUUGAUGCGUUGCUUAUUUACGAGCUCGACCUCGAACGGUUUGAGAGCGUAUAGGCCUCGUAGGGAAAUCUCGUUGUUCGCAAACUUGACCUUAUCCUACCAUCUGGUCUUUUUUUUCAACCCUAGCGUAUCUAGUAACUAACUAGAGAACUAACUAGUGCGUAAACGGAUUGUUGUGCUUAAAAAAAUAGUCGAGGUUAUUUCGUAACGAGCAUAUAGAGUGAAUCACUAAUUGGAGAGAACGAUUAUUCGCAAACUUAGUCCUAUCUCUUAGCUAACAUCUGAUCUUCUUUGUAAUCCUAGUGCAUCUGGUAAUUUACUAGGGAACAUCGUAGACAGAUGCCAAUCUCGGUUGAGCGGAGAAAAGUUUUAAUAAGAUACAAAGACUUUUGGAUUUAGGCUAACUGGUUAACCCUCCCGAUGGAGUUCGAGAGAAACCGCAUUUAUUCAUAAAGUAGAGCCUUCCUCUAUUCAAACUCGCGUUAUCCUCGAGCCAUCUAGUUACUAUCUAACCUCCUCCCCCUGCUAUUCUUAUUCGGUAUCGUUCGAGGGAAAAGGGGGGCAGGGAUUCUUAUCGAGUGUCGCUUGCUGGCUCAGGAGAACUUUUAAUAACUCCGUAAGAGCCACGACCUCGUCGAUGAUCUCGACUUGGCAGCCAACUUGGCACACUCGUACCAACCUCAAAAAUCUAACUAGCUGUCUUUACAAUAGGCGCUCGGUUGCGCGCGCAGAUCCUGCAGAAUCCUGACCCGCGGGCUUCUAGCGUAAAAUCACAUCGUAAAACGUGUCUCUAUACUUCGUAUACUUAGUCCAAUGUCUGCCCUAGUUCCCCAAUGCGAAAUGGCGGUCGAGAUACAUCGCGUGCGUGGAAUCACAGAUUAUGGGAUAUGCAUCGAGAAAAUAAUGGGACGAUUUUUAAAAUAGAAAUAGAAUCGUAAAUGGGUGAGGUGAUUUCAAGUCGCAAAUUACAAGGAAAAAUUCAGAUUCUGAAUCGUGGAGGUUAAUGAUCGUCGAACGAAAGAAAAGAAAGGGAUCGAGCUGAAGAAAAAUUUACGAGCGAGGAAGACAGAUAUCUCUAGAUCGUUCGAAGAGGAGGAGAAUCGAAAUGGUCCCUAAUGGUAGAUUAAAUGUGAUUGGUUCUAAAUGGAUGAUCGAUAUAUUAAAGAAGCAUGCACGAAGCCCGACUCUCGAUACUGGAGGAAUAUACUCGGCGAGUGUAGGCCGUGGUGGAAGGGUGGUGAGGGUUGGCCGGGCGGGGAUGGCUUUAACCGGUCGAUACUUGGUUCCACAAGCGUUACACCAGGAAGGGGUGCGGGAGGAGCGUGGCACAGCCCUGAUCCUGUUGGCCGGACAUCGACGUUUGCCAGCCGGACGUGUAAUCGCGGAAGAAAGCUAAGACGGAUGCCAAGCAUGAAGAUAUUCGGGUACGUUCACCUAUCGAAUUAACCUACUGAGCUGGAGAAUCUUGCUCUUUUUU
Apis dorsata (giant honeybee) is the source of this 1578-nucleotide messenger RNA. RefSeq lists its product as uncharacterized. The coding region runs from base 1207 to 1497 and encodes 96 amino acids. The transcript has 3 exons. NCBI's taxonomy places the organism in Eukaryota, Metazoa, Arthropoda, Insecta, Hymenoptera, Apidae. The record is from RefSeq and is a predicted model, not a curated record.